Messenger RNA from Penicillium lagena, 3885 nucleotides. Its product is annotated as putative RNA binding effector protein Scp160. Lineage: Eukaryota; Fungi; Ascomycota; Eurotiomycetes; Eurotiales; Aspergillaceae. Gene Ontology annotation, molecular function: mRNA binding. The record is from RefSeq and is a predicted model, not a curated record. Gene Ontology annotation, cellular component: cytoplasm; nucleus. The transcript has 4 exons. The coding region runs from base 1 to 3885 and encodes 1294 amino acids. Gene Ontology annotation, biological process: nuclear division.
AUGGCAGCCGAAGCGUCAACCUCUGCCAAUGGCGGUGCCUCCAAGUCCUUGGCCGCUAUGUUGGAGCAACAGCAUGAGGCACACAAUGCAACAGUUGAGGAUGUGGUGGACGAGGAAGAUAUCAAGCAUCCUCCUCCCUCCUCUCUGCUGACGAGCGAACAAUCAACCCCUGCCGCUGCCCCCGUACAGGCGGCAACCUCCCCGUCAGUCCCCAAGCCUGCCCCGAAGAAGGCCCCGGCAUUCGAUGUGCAGUCAGACGAGCUAUUCCCCGCCCUAGGGAGCGGACCAAAACCGACGACUCCUGCGGCGGCCACGUGGGGUGCAAAGAAGCCUUCGGCCGCAGCGGCCGUGGCCAAUGGCCUACCGGCUCAACCAACGGAUGUUCCUCGGAUCAUGGCCCUUCCCGGAAAGCACAUGGAACAGCUCCGGCUGGCCCCGUCCCAGAUGCUCCCACGCGGACAGCUGAAGAAGCCUCUGCGAGAUAUCCUCCGCGACAUCUCCCGUCGAUCCAAGGCCAAUGUCGACAUGCGCGGUGGCCCCGGCGGCUCUAUCAUCUUUGAAGGAAAGGGUUCGGUGGAAUCCGUCCGGCAGGCCCUCAAGGAGGUGGCCCAGCAGGUUGGAUCCAAGCAAUCUGUCCGCGUCCCCAUCCCUACCUCCGCCCGCGCUCACAUUAUCGGCCGCCAAGGUUCGGUGGUUCAGGACAUUCAGACCCGCACCGGUGCUCGUGUGCAAGUUCCCCGGGCUGAUGGUUCGGCCCCGGGCGCCGAAGACGAAGAUAGUGAUACCAUUGACAUCUUGAUUGAAGGCGAUGCUGUGGCCGCGGAAAUGGCGCGCCGAGAGAUUGAAGCCAUUGUCAAGGAGCGAGGCUCGAACAUGAAUCUGCGCCUGAAGACGAUCCCUCCGGAGUUCUUUCCCUUUAUUGCUGGUGCACACGAUGCCAACCUGCGGGAGAUUGAAGAGCGCACCAAGGCUCAGGUCCAUGUACCCCGUUAUGAUACCUGGUCGACUCAGCCCCCACCUCAGGAGGCUAACCCGGGCCAGGUUCAGUUCGUGCCCGUUCCAGACAAGCACAUUCUCAUCUCUGGAGAGCGGGCGGCCGCACAGGAGGCUCGCGCCGAGGUUGAGCGGAUGGUGGCGGACUUGCAGCGCCAAUUGACCCUCCGCCAGCUCGCAAUCAAUCGUGGCCAACACCAGUUCAUUCUGGGCAACGAGGCCGACGCCCUGCACGAAUUCCUGGCGCAGACUGGAUGUGCCAUUGUGCUGCCCCCUCAGUCCGAUGAGAGCGAGUUCCUCACCAUCACCGGGCCGGUUAACCAGAUCGAGGCCGGCAUCAACCACGCGAUGGAUCUCGCUACCAGCAUGCAGAUGUCCAGCGUUGACCUUUCUCGUCAACACCCCAACGCUCCCGCGGGUCCACAUGCGCAUGCACGCGCCCUCACUCAAUACCUCCGCCGGCGCCAAAUCAUCAAGGAGCUCGAAUCGACGUACGAUGCGCGGAUCGCGCUGCCGCCAAGCGUUGAAGGACCUGUUACUUGGGAGGUGUACUCGCGGGAUGGUAAGAACACCAUCCGUGCUCGCUCCGACAUUAUGAACCUUGUUCAGGCCCACCCUCCUGCUAGACUUCGCCACGUGCCUGUUGACCCCUACUACCACCCCUACCUUCGCUCCAGUAGCGCAAGCAAGCUUCAGUCUGAAUACGGGGUUCAUCUUCUGGUCCCGGACAAUGUCGACAGCCCUGAAGUCGUGCUUGUGUACGAGGGUCCUUCUGCGACUACUUCGCAGUACGAGGUUCCCCGCCAACGUCCCUCUCCAGCAGAUAUUGCAACUUUCGAGGAAACUCUGCAAGCAGCGCAGCAAUAUCUGCUUGGUGCACUGGGUGACCAGGGUGAUAUCACCGUAAAGUCAGUCUCGGUUCCUGCCAAGUACCAGGAGAAGGUGCGGAAGUUCAUCAUCCGAGAGCAGAAUGCCAAGGGCGAGAACAGCAUCCCUGUACGUGCCAUCGUUGGCGAUGCGCGCGGUGGCCAGUGCGAUGUGGCGCUGCGUGGUCCGUCGGCCCUGGUGGAUGACCUCGCUACGGCGGUGGGUUCAUUUGUUGCUGAGCAGGAAAAGGACGACCUGGAGCGUGGUUACACGACCUCCUUUGACUUCCCUCAGAAAUACGCCAAUUUCCUGAUCGGCAAGCGUGGCGAGAACAUCAACAAGCUCCGCGAGGAGUUUGACGUCGACAUCAAAGUGGAGAAUGGCAAGGUCGAGGUCAAGGGACCCAAGGCCAAGGCGGACGCUACUCGCAUGCGCAUCAUAAAUCUGGGGAAAAAGCUGGAGGAUGAGACUACCCACAUCCUGAAGAUUCCGGCGCAGUACCACCGUGAGCUGAUCGGCCAGCGAGGUAGCCAGGUCAACCGUCUCCAGGAUCGCUACUCAGUUCGCGUCCAGUUCCCUCGCGCGACUGUCCCCGACGACUCCGCGACGGACGCGGGCAGUGACGCUGGUAGCGCUCGGCCUGGCCGGACCCAGCAAGCCCCCGACGAGGUGUUGGUUAAGGGUCCGAGCAAGGGCGCUGACUCCGCUCGCGAUGAGAUCCUCAGCCUGCUGCAAUGGGUUGCAGACCACUCGCACACUGCCACUAUCUCCGUGGCCCAGAACCAGGUUGCAUCUCUGAUCGGUCAGCGCGGCCGCGAGAUGGAUAAGCUUCGUGCAGAUACCGGGGCCCAGAUCGACGUGCCGAGUGCCAGUGACACGCCGGACGCCUCGGGACGGGUGCAGAUUCGUGUGAAGGGCACGAAGCAGCAAGUCAGCGAGGCAAAGAAGGUCUUAGAGCAGCGGUCCAGCGAGUUUGAUGCGACGGUCACCAAGUCGAUCGACGUGGACAAGAAGUACCACAAGGCUCUGAUCGGGGGAGGUGGUGCCAACAUCCGCAAGAUUGUGGUCGAAGCCGGUGGCCCCAACGACGGCAGCGCUGCUCGUAUUGUUCGAUUCCCGCGCGCCGAGAGCAGCGAGUCUACUAUCCGCUUGGAGGGCAACGGCAAGGUGGUCGCGAACAUCAUCCAGGCAAUCGAGGAGUUUGUCAAGGAACGUGCGGACCAGGUCACUGAAACCCUCGACGUCCCCACGGCCCAGCACCGUAUGCUCAUUGGUCGCGGCGGCGAGACUCGGCGCGACAUCGAGUCCCAGUUCGGUGUCACCUUGGACAUUCCCAAACAGGGCUCGGGCCGCACCGACGUCAAACUCAAGGGUGCCAGCAGCGCCGUCGCGGGCGCCAAGGAACACGUCCAGGGCAUGUUGAAGCAGCAACAUGUGGAGUCGGUCGAUGUGCCGCGCCACUUGCACCACGUCGUCGCCGACAACGGCGCUUUCUUCCGCCAGCUCCGCAGUAGCCACCAGGUCACGGUCGAUCAUGCGGGCCAGUCUGUGCCGCCUAACCGCGCCGCGGAUGAGACCCGUAGCGCUGCCAACGGCGCCUCCAUGCCCCUGAUCACCGACGACCCCAGCGAAGCGACGGACGCCCACUCAUGGAAGAUCAUCGACAACGCCUCGUCCACCGACGCUGCCGACGCGGCCCCCUUCCCCUGGGUCCUGACGGGCACUCCAGAGAACGUGGCCAAGGCCAAGACCGCUCUCGAGAAGGCCAUCGCCUCGGCCUCGCAGCAGUCCGCGACGGGCUACCUAAUCCUGCCGGACCCGAAGACCUACCGCUUCGUCGUCGGCCAGGGUGGCAGCCAGAUCAGCACUAUUCGCAAGAAGACCGGUUGCCGCAUCAACGUGCCCAAGGACCAGGCUCGUGGCGAAGCUAUUGAGAUCCGCGGCAGUCCCGAUGGCCUGAAUCAAGCCAAAGACAUGAUCCUGGAAGCGGUCCAGAAUGGUCUCAGCGGCGCUUCUUCGCGGUGA